This is a messenger RNA of Phoenix dactylifera (date palm), 1801 nucleotides long. Its product is annotated as aspartyl protease family protein At5g10770-like. The record is from RefSeq and is a predicted model, not a curated record. Gene Ontology annotation, biological process: proteolysis. NCBI's taxonomy places the organism in Eukaryota, Viridiplantae, Streptophyta, Magnoliopsida, Arecales, Arecaceae. Gene Ontology annotation, molecular function: aspartic-type endopeptidase activity.
CAUUGCUUUUGAAGAGUUGAAAGCUUGCUUCCUGAAGAGCACCGUGCUCUCUUGUAAUCUCUCUAUAAAGAGAGCUCAUGAUGCCUCGGCACUGGAGCACCUCCUAAGGUCUUGUGGAGAUGGGGCUGCUCCUCUUUCUUGCUCUCUCUCUUCUCCUCGCAAGAGCAUCUCCUCUUGGAGAUGUUCCUCAAAACUCAUGCUCUACCGAGUCCAAAGAGGACCACAGCUUCGACAGCUCCGGCCUCCACCUCACUCUCCACCACCCCCGGAGCCCCUGCUCGCCGGCCACCCUCCACCACCUCUCCUUCUCCACCGUGCUCUCCCAUGACGACUCCCGUGCCCAAUUCCUCGCCGCCCGGCUGAACAAAACCGCCCACAGGCCGAAAUCCGCCCUCCUCGACCCCGACGCCGCCACCAUCCCCCUCAGCUCCGGCAUGUCCAUCGGCGUCGGAAACUACAUCACCCGCAUCGGCCUCGGCACCCCCUCCACCUCCCACGUCAUGGUCGUCGACACCGGCUCCUCCCUCACCUGGCUCCAGUGCUCCCCCUGCCGCGUCUCCUGCCACGAACAGGUCGGCGCCGUCUUCAACCCCGCCUCCUCCUCCUCCUACCGCACCGUCUCCUGCUCCGCAGCCGAAUGCGGCGGUCUCCAGUCCGCCACCCUCAACCCCUCCGCCUGCACCACGUCCAACGUCUGCAUCUACCAGGCCAGCUACGGAGACAGCUCCUUCUCCGUUGGUUACCUCGGCAAGGACACCCUCUCACUCGGCAGCGCCGGCGGGGUCCUCCCCAACCUUGUCUUCGGCUGCGGCCAGGAUAAUGAGGGCCUCUUCGGCAAGUCGGCCGGCCUCAUCGGUCUGGCGCGUAAUAAACUAUCCCUGCUAUCGCAGCUUGCCCCCAAACUCGGCAACGUCUUCUCCUACUGCCUGCCGACGACGGCGUCCACCGGAUAUGUGACGAUCGGGUCAUAUCCACCGGCUCGUUACGAGUACACUCCGAUGGUCUCGAGCUCGCUGGACAGCUCGCUCUACUUCGUCAGGAUCACUGGCUUUACAGUCGGAGGGAAGGGGCUCGCGGUGGCACCGUCGGCGUACACCAGGACGCCGACGAUCAUUGACUCAGGCACGGUGAUUUCCCGGCUACCGUCGGAUGUCUACACGGCGUUGAGCAAGGCGGUGACGGCGGCGCUCAAAGGGCACGCCCGGGCGCCGGCGUACUCGAUACUGGACACGUGCUACAAGGGGAGUGCGCAGGGGCUGGCGGUGCCGGAGGUGGAUAUGGUGUUCCAAGGGGGGGCGAAGUUGAGGCUGCCGGCGAGGAAUGUGAUGAUCGACGUGGACAGCGGCACGACGUGCCUGGCGUUUGCGCCGGCCGGGAGGGUGGCGAUCAUCGGGAACAGGCAGCAGCAGACGUUCCGGGUGGCGUACGAUGUGGCGAGGUCGAGGAUUGGGUUCGCCGCCGGUGGGUGUGGGUGAGGUCGUGGUUCACGAUAGUGGCGGGAACAAUAAUAUAAUAAAAGAUGGAUGUAUAUUCUAUUCUUGCUUAAUGGAGAAGGGGAACUUGAUAAAGCGGCAAAGAAGGGGAUAUAGUAUCACCGGGAUAUGGUAUUCCAAAGGAAGGUGACCAUGACGGAAGGACUAUGGCGGGCCAGUGUGCUGACCUUUAUAUCAAGUUAUUAGGUAGAUGAAACCAAAGUAGUAUAAAUAUAUCUAUGAAAAUCCAAAAAUAAAAUAUUUCCAAAAAUAGCUGCAAGAUCUAGUAUAGAAUUCUAUAAUAUAGUCUCAGUAUGAUUGGCCAUAAG